UCCAUCGCAUCAUUAAAAACCCAAAAUCCAUAAAGCUUCCAUCAAACGACUUCAAGCCUCAAGGUUUCAUUUCUCGCGAGAAUCUCAAAUACAGAGACGGGAAAAACACAGGCCAUUUCUUUUUCCUUCAUGGCUCUGAUCACCUCACAACCCAAAAACGCCAUCCUCCAUAACUUCACCACCGUUCACCGCUCAAUCCCCCGGCUACCUAAUUCUGGGUCGUUCUCAAACAAUGCCAGAACCUUUAAAGUCUCCAACUUCAAUUCAAAUUCGAAUAAACUUUUCCUGAAAUCAAACCCCUUCAGAACGGUGCCGGUUAUAGCUGCCAAUGCAGCAUUGACGGAAGCAUUGGAACCAGAAGAAGGGAAUGUGAAGUACAGGAGAAUUCUGCUAUCAGACGUGGAGGUGAAGCGAGGGAGACGAGUUUUCUUUGGAAGGAAAUGGAAUUCCUUGGAUUUGGGCACUGCCGGUGUUGUAUUGACCAUGCAUGUGCUUAGUCUCUUUGCACCGUUUCAUUUCAAUUGGAGAGCUUUCUGGUUUGCCAUGGCUCUGUAUGUUGUGACGGGUCUCUUUGGCAUCACGCUCUCCUUCCACAGACAUCUUUCUCACCGGAGCUUCAAACUUCCCAAAUGGCUUGAGUAUCUCUUUGCUUAUUGUGGAGUUCUCGCUCUUCAGGGGAACCCAAUUGAUUGGGUGAGCACACACAGGUACCACCAUCAAUUUUGCGAUUCAGAGAGAGAUCCACACAGUCCCACUGAAGGAUUCUGGUUCAGUCAUAUGAGCUGGUUGUUCGAUACCAAAUCUGUGGUUGAAAGGUGCGGAGAGCCAAACAACGUUGGAGAUUUAGAGAAACAAUACUUCUAUAGAUUCCUCCGAAGCACAUACAUUUUGCAUCCUCUUGCCUUGGGAGUUCUGCUUUAUGCCAUGGGAGGAUUUCCUUUCCUUGUUUGGGGAAUGGGUGUGAGAAUUGUUUGGGUAUACCACAUCACUUGGCUAGUAAACUCAGCUUGCCAUGUUUGGGGAAAGCAAGCUUGGAAUACCAAGGACUUGUCCAGAAAUAAUUGGUGGGUGGCAGUGCUAGCAUUUGGGGAGGGAUGGCACAAUAACCACCAUGCAUUUGAGUACUCUGCAAGACAUGGGUUAGAAUGGUGGCAACUGGACAUGACUUGGUACGUUGUGAGGUUUCUGCAACUUCUUGGGCUGGCCACUGAAGUUAAGCUUCCUUCACAAACUCACAAACUAAGAAUGGCAUUCAAUAACUGAUUGAUAAGCUCACUAUGCGGUGUUGCUUUCAUCCCAUAUCAAUGACUUCACUGUUGUACGCUGUGUGUGGGACUAGCAUGCCUGCACACUAUCAGAGAGCUUCAUAGCCUGCCUGAUGCAAACGAAGAUGAUUUUUGUACACCACAAUGAAAUCAAUAUGCAAUAUCUAAGAAUGUUUGGUGUGCCAGAUUUUAAGUAGGAGCACGAGAGUUUUCUGUCCAUAGUUUUAUUCUCUUUUUUCUUUUUCUUUUUCCUUUUUCAAUUAUUAUUGGUUUCUGGCU
Messenger RNA from Prosopis cineraria, 1544 nucleotides. RefSeq names its product palmitoyl-monogalactosyldiacylglycerol delta-7 desaturase, chloroplastic-like. The transcript is spliced from 5 exons. Lineage: Eukaryota; Viridiplantae; Streptophyta; Magnoliopsida; Fabales; Fabaceae. The coding region runs from base 130 to 1263 and encodes 377 amino acids. Gene Ontology annotation, biological process: lipid metabolic process. Gene Ontology annotation, cellular component: endoplasmic reticulum membrane. The record is from RefSeq and is a predicted model, not a curated record. Gene Ontology annotation, molecular function: oxidoreductase activity, acting on paired donors, with oxidation of a pair of donors resulting in the reduction of molecular oxygen to two molecules of water.